Didymodactylos carnosus is the source of this 615-nucleotide messenger RNA. NCBI's taxonomy places the organism in Eukaryota, Metazoa, Rotifera, Eurotatoria, Philodinida, Philodinidae. The record is from the annotation of a GenBank genome assembly.
AUGCAUUCUAAUAGCGAAAGCUACUCACUUGCUUCAAAAAGAACUGACAGCGUUGGUACAUCCCUUGAAACUGAAUCAGAUUUUGUUUACGACGAUGAUCUAUUAACUGAUGUUCAAAUGAAAUUUUCUGCUGUUGAACAGAGUCCACAUGAAGAAGUAGCGGCAAGUGUCCCUAAUACAGAUGAUAUAACAACCGUGAAUAAUUCAAUUCGAAUGUGGUUUCUUGGGGUUAUUUUCGCGGGAGGAUUGGCGGUUAUUAAUCAAUUCUUCGAUUUUCGAAGUAAUCCGUUGGUAAUAACAACGUUAAUUACGCAAGUAUUAGCGAUGCCCGCUGGUAAGUUUCUGGAAUAUAUAUUACCAAAACGAAUUUGGCGUAUAGGAAAAUGGCAUUUUUCAUUAAAUCCCGGUCCAUUCUCAAUGAAAGAACAUACAGUCAUUACCAUAAUGUCGAAUACAACGACUUUCAGUUUCGGUAUGGAACUUAUCGCGGCAAUACACAUGCAUUUUAAUCGAACACUUAAUCAUGGUGUUGCCUUAUUUUUAAUAUUAACAGCACAAAUAAUGGGUUUUGGCAUGGCAGGUAAACAUGUUUGUUUCUUAUUAAAUAGGCAAUGA